This is a messenger RNA of Strongyloides ratti, 1962 nucleotides long. RefSeq lists its product as hypothetical. The record is from RefSeq and is a predicted model, not a curated record. The coding region runs from base 1 to 1962 and encodes 653 amino acids. NCBI's taxonomy places the organism in Eukaryota, Metazoa, Nematoda, Chromadorea, Rhabditida, Strongyloididae. The transcript is spliced from 4 exons.
AUGCGAAAUAAUUAUAUGUAUUCAAAUAAUGACUACAGUCAGAAUCAUAUAAAAAAUCCUAAUGGACAAUGGACUGGUCCUGUUCCAAAUGUUGCAGGAUAUAUGAAUCCUGAAUUUGGGCAUCCAAUGAUUCCUGGACCUUUUAUGGAAGCUCCACCUAUGAUGGCUGAAGGUUAUCCUCCAAAUUCAAAGCUCAAUCAAUAUGUUAGUGGAGGAGGUACUUGGGAUGAUAAUAAUACUGGAAAAGUUGAUAAUGAUGAUGGAAGUACUCCUACAUUUACCUUCAAUAAAGGAGCUGCGAAUGUACCAAUGCAUCUUUCUGGAACUGAUGGUGGUUUUGAAAAUGAAUUUAAAAGAACAUCAGGGUGGCAUAAUAAAAAUAGAAAUGUUCAAAUGAGUAUUCCUCCACCUACUGAUAAUUGGAAUGUUGGAAAUUCAGCUUUAGAUCAUCAUGGUGUACAAAGUAAUUGGCCACCUAGACCAAUGAAUGUACCAAUGGGUGGUAGUCAUAUGAAUAAUGUUCCUAUUCAAGGAGGCUGGGAUAAUAUGAAAAGACAACAAAACACUGGAAAUUAUCGUGGAAAUAAAAACAAUUAUAUUGAUAAUAAUAUGAAACCAAAUAUACAUCAUGCUUACAUGCCACGUAAUGAUAUGAAUUAUCCAAGAAAUAAUAUGAAUAGUGGUUUUAAUAACGCUCCAAAUAUGUUAUGGAAUCAAAACAAUAAUUUAAAUAGCCAAUAUAUUAAUCCAAGAAUUCCAAUGGGACAUCAUCAUGAAAUACAAAUUCAACGCCAAAAUACUAAUCAAAAUAUGAAUCCACCACAUGUUAAUGUUGGCGUAAAUCAAUUACCAGUUCAAGGUGGUAAUAGAAAUAUUAAUAAUCAACAUGAAAAUAGAAAUAAACAUGAUUCUAGUUCUUCUAUGGUACUUGGAAAUACAUCUAAUCAUUCAAAUAUUCAAACACCAACUGAAACUCCAAGUAAUGUUUUUAGUAAUACUGAAGAUUCAUACUGGAGAGAUCCCAAUGGUGAAAUGAAAAAAUGGCAAAGAGAUACUGGAACAGCUGCAUGGGGCGAUCCUGAAGAUAAUAAUAAUUCUACAAUUAAAAGAUGGAUGAUUCCAUCUAUUCCUGAUUUAUUAGAAGGUGAUCAUAUGCUUUCUGGAAUGGAAAAAGAAAAUGGAGUAAAAAUUGUUGUUGCUCGUGGAUGGGGUGAUGAAAAUCAAUCUGGUAUGAAUUCUCCACAAAUUAAAAGUAACACAUCUGUUGCUUCACCAUUAUACAAUAAAAAUGACAAUCGUUGGUCACCAGACUCCAGUAAAGGUAAUCGUCAUGGAUUAUAUGGUUCUGGAGAUGGGUCCGACUGGGAAGCAGAUAAAAAUGCUCAUCCAUUUUCUGGAUUGACUAAAGGAGGAAAUGAUAUAGUUUCAAGAGAUGAUCAUAUUCAAAAUACCCAACCAUCACCUGAAUUAAUAAAACAAGGAGAUCCACAAUAUACUAAACAAUUAAAUACUCUUCUUGGAUAUGUUCAACAAGCUCAUUUUCUUGAAAAUCAGCUAGACAACUUCCGCCGGGCUAAUGAAAAUUCAUUUGCGGCAAAUGAUAAUCCAGAGAUUCAGAAUGAGGCAAAGAAAAAUCAUAAUGCUUUAAUUGUUGAAGUUGCUAGAGUUAAAAAUGAAAUUGUUUCACUUCGUGAUAGUCUUAAAAAUAGACAUUCUGGUAUGCCUUCUCCAAGCAAUUGUGAACUUCCUCCAGGUUCUCUUUUACAUUCUAUAAAAUCUGAAUACAACUUCCCACCUUCUAAUGAUGAUUUUCUUCAUGAUAGUUUAUCAACAACCAAUGCUACAUUUGGAAUGGACUCAGCAUCCGCUGCAGUUAAUAGAGCACUAGCUAAUUUAGAUAUGUCCGGAAAUGACAAUCAAACUGUCAGUCUUUUAAAUUCUGGUGUCUGGAAUCUUGGUUAA